AUGCGCAACUCAACAAACCACUAUCGGACUUGCCUGUGCAAUACUCUUGUGUGGAUCGGCCUAUUUUCCAUAUACAAAUACAGAAAAACAAACAUAGGCAGAAACGUUUCAGUAGACAUACGAUACGCGUUCAGUGCCGGACAUGUCAUGUCUACAUUUUAGAGCAGUUCUGAAAGUAUUUAUUUAAAUAUCUUUCUGUGAACCACAUACGGAUGAACAUGUGAUAUGACACUAACCGAAAUACAUAUUUUAUUACUGUACAGCAUUUAAUUUAAAGUAAAAAAUGUGAUAGUUUUAUUCAAUUAAUAAAUAAGUAUAAACGUUAAUAUAUUCGUCGUACAAGGUGUUUAUAGUCCAAAUGGAUAAGGAAUUGGAAGACGAGGAGACCCGAAAUUGGGUUAAGAUCUGCCUCGCUCUACGAUGUCUGUCAGAGAGCCUUAUUCCUUUUGUACAAAAGAAAAGUGAAGAACAGCACUCUAUUAACAUGACAUUUUUGAAGAAAUUUUUUGGUAUCACUGACUAUACUUGUUCGAUCUGUAAUCUGAAAACAUUGGAGCCGUAUCACUCUCAGAGAAAGCCUUGUAAAUAUUUACAUGUUAAGUAUAAAUGUGCAUGUAGCGCUUCAGGAAAACAACGAUGUCCAGAAGAAACGUGUGGAAAGUUAUAUGAUCUUAUUAAAGAUGAACAUGUCGAAAACAACCCGAACUGGUUGAACUCAAAAUCGGAACUGUGGUCCGAUAAGCAACACGGACCUUGGGAAAGGAUGAAGUGCUUUAUUGAUACACAUGGUUACAAAGAAAAAUCAGAUAUAUCAAUGGCGGAUAUCACAGCAUUAGUACAAAUUUGCACAAACAACGAAACUUUGCAGCGGGAAUUUGGAGCUAACAUUAGAUAUCUUCAUAAGAUUCGAAGCAUAAGAAACGAAGUUUCACAUGCAAGUAGCCUAAAGAUAAAAACUAGUUUAUUCAAAGAAUACAUUUUAGAUGUAAAGAAUGCUCUACUGCUUCAAUGUUUUGAUCAGUUUCGAUCAACUGAUCAGCUACAGUACUUGGAAAGUUUAGAACAAGACGGGCAGCCAAUAACUGUAGAAGACGAAAUAGGAGCCAGAGAAGAAACACUUGUCGCAGUCAAAGAACUUAUAAUCUCAUUAGAGAAGCAGCUUGAACAGAUUCAGUCUCUUAAUGAUGCAAAUUUAAAAGCGAGUACUGAAGACAUCAAAGAGGAAAUAGCACAGUUAACAAGUAUUGAAGAGCAGCAUUUUCGACAAUUACGUGAACGAUUUAAUCAAAUUGAAGGACAUUUGAAAAACUUGCAAAACGAGUACAUGAAGACAAAAGAGAAAUUAAGUAAGCACAAAUCGAAAUUAGACGGUAUAAAAUGCACAUUGGAAUUGCACACGACGGAAUUAAGCAAUAUUUCAAAGGGUGUGGCAAGUCUGGCAAUGGAUAUAAAACCAAUUCUACAAAAAAAUGCAGGGAACUAUGAAGUUUUGGAAAGACUGGAACGGAAAUUUGACGAAUUUGGAAGCAAUCUAAAGCGGGUUGAUGUUUCAGGAAUGAAACUUAUUGUCGAACUUAAAACAUCCACUGGCAAAGAAGAAUUAUCAGAGUUCUUAGUGGAAUCUACGAACGGAAUUGGGCGUGAUAGAGUACUUACGGAAUUGCAAAAAUGUAUCCAAACAGCUCUAAAUCAAAUGUGCAUAGAUGGAGUUAACAUUAAUUGUGUCAAGAAUGAGUGCAUGGCGAUAUAUUUUGGAUAUCUGAAUUUGAAGAGUUGGUUAGCAUUUGUACACAAAUAUAUGAACAGAGAAUUUGACCAAAUAUUUGUGCCGGUUCAAAAUCACUUGAGGACCUACAUCGGAUACGAAGAUCUGGAGUUGAAUGUGGUGAUUCAUGAAGAAGAUUUCACGAUAUCUGUCCAGUCGAUAGCCUUUCAGUUGGACGCUCAAUUGACGGAUGUUGCCACGUUUACAGAACCACUUCAAUUCGAUGAAUCUCUAAAAGACAGUAGGGAGAACGCAGACAUUGGUGGCAAAGAAUUACCGCAUCGAGUAGGGAGUGUAGGUCUGGCAGAUGAACAAGAAAGAACGAACCAGCAUCAGGUUAGUUCUGGAAAAAACAUUGCCAAAUAUGUGUGUAUGACAUUGUAA
Messenger RNA from Dreissena polymorpha, 2149 nucleotides. RefSeq lists its product as uncharacterized. The record is from RefSeq and is a predicted model, not a curated record. The coding region runs from base 359 to 2149 and encodes 596 amino acids. Lineage: Eukaryota; Metazoa; Mollusca; Bivalvia; Myida; Dreissenidae. The transcript is spliced from 9 exons.